Periophthalmus magnuspinnatus is the source of this 2784-nucleotide messenger RNA. RefSeq names its product PHD finger protein 21B (gene phf21b). Lineage: Eukaryota; Metazoa; Chordata; Actinopteri; Gobiiformes; Gobiidae. Bases 260 to 1966 code for a protein of 568 amino acids. The transcript has 14 exons. The record is from RefSeq and is a predicted model, not a curated record.
UAGUGGACUUCUCUGCUUUCAGACGUAAUUAAGAAGGAAUACGCAUUGGAGCCGAGAUCUGUUUGCUGUGUUUGGAUCACUUUUUGAGACGGGCGGAAAGUGUGUGAUGCGUCCUAGCUUGUAAAAGAAGCGAGAACUUGCCUUGCAGUCGGAGUAGUUCUUCUUUCAAUUGUUAUUGUCGCUUUAAAAAUCUUCAAUUCACUCAAACUUUGUUACGACCGCAUCGAAAGUGGGAGAAAAGUGAUUUUGUAUCCGGAACAUGGAACUACAGGGCCUACAGGAGGCGUUGAAAGUAGAAAUCCAGUGUCAUCAGAAUCAGACGAUAUGCAAAAGCCUCAAUGAACUCCAGAAUGGACAGAAGCUGGCGGUCCGGACCUGUCCUGUUGGGACAACCAAGCCCCUGUCCCUCAUCAAGAGCUCCGGCCAGGGCAUCGCCAUCUCUGUGGUGCCAGCCAAAACCCCUGUCUCUAUGGUUACAGCACACAUAAACGGACAAAAAGUGCCAAGUUCUGAAUCACUGCAGACAUCCCCCAUCAACCUCCAAACCAGUAGCCGAGUGGUGGCUGCAAGUGUCCACUCGCUGAGCAGCAGGAGAGCCACAGAGCUGCCUCCAUCCCAGAUGUUGGGGACUCUCACUGCUGUGCCUAUCAAGGUGCCUCAAGUCAGCUCUUUGCAUCGGCUGGCAGGACAAGCCACUACAGUGUUACCUCAGGUCAGGCCAAAGACCCAGAUCCCAGACAGCCUUCCUCACAGUGGUCCCUGCCAGGAGCUACAACCACUCAGCCUGCAGAAGGCAACCGCAGUGGUCAGUCCCAGGAGCCAGGGCCCUACGCUCCCCACACUCCCCACCGCCAACAGCACGCUGAGCCCAGACCAGCAGCCAGAGAGGCAGGGGGCCGCCUCCCCCCCUCGGCCUACUGUCCACUGCCUCACCGGGGCACUGGAGUCCAGCAGUCCUGUGCAGCAUGCUUCAGCAGGUCCUGGUGUAGCGUAUGCCAUCAUAGCUGCAUCUCCUGCCGCCACCAACGGAGUGUCAGGUGUCAACGAGGCCGUCAAAGUCAUAAUAAUACAGUCACAGGUGCCCAACAGCACUGAGGGGUCCCCCAGAGACCAAGCUGAGUUUCCCUCACAGGACGAUGUGCCCUCCCCCAAGUCCCCUUCCAAAAAGAAAGAUGAGGAUCCAGAAAAAGUUGCCUUCAUGGUGGCUCUUGGCCUUGUUACCACAGAUCACCUGGAAGAAAUCCAGUUGAAGAGGCAAGAGAGGAAGAGACGAAGCACAGCAAACCCAGCAUACAGUGGCUUGUUUGAACCAGAGCGUAAGCGACUGGCGUCCCAUUACCUGAACAGCUCUCUCUACCUGACGGCACGAGACUCUGAGGACUUCUGCUGGAAGGAUGACUUGGAGCAUGAUGAACUGUGUGCUGUCUGUAAAGAAGACGGCGAGAUGCAGCCCUGCCAUAACUGCCCCCGAGUUUUUCACCCUAACUGUCUCCACCCUCCACUGAAAACCCCUCCCAGAGGCCCCUGGUACUGCCCCAAGUGCCAAAAGAAGGUACUGAACAAAGAAAACUUAUCAUGGCCGCAAAACUUUGUCCAGUCGUACGUUACACACAAAACAGUGAGGCAGGAGGAGAAGAGGAGACUGCUGAGGAGGAACAAUGAGCUGAAGAAAGAGUGUGCUCAUCUGGAGGAGGAAGACAAGAAGCUCAACAAGACCCUCGAGAAAUGCAUGGACAUGAGGGAGCGGCUGCUGGAGCAGCAGAGGGACACUCGGGCUUCUCUGGAUCGCAUCAAGUCUCUCCUCAGACUCAUCCAGCGCGACCAGGUCAUCCAGGUCACCAUGACAACCACCACCACCCUUGGAGCCUCGCUGCUGUCCCAGGCCUGGAUGAAACCCACCAGCACCGCCAUGACCAGCCCUUUGGCUACCCAGAAGAGCCACGCUCAGAGCCAGGACAACAACUAGCCCCUCCUGAGGAGCUUUGUCCAGAUCAUAAAAGCGACAAAAACUGACGAUAGCUUGGAUUCGAAGUAUUUUUUAAAACAGUCACCUACAGUGCUUAUGAGAUUUCUUUUUUAAGUUAUUUUGUAUUUAUUAAUGUUCUUGGCCUUAAUGUAAUUAAUAUCAGAAGAUAGAUUUGAAUGCUGCAGCAGAGUUCUAGAGAGGCUUCUGCGCGGCCUAAAGAUAUGUCCCUUUUUUAAAACACAGGUCUAAUUACUGUUACUGUUGAAUAUAGUGAGAGAGAACCGUAGAGUUAGUUAUAGUGCCAGAAACAAAGGAGCAAUGAAGGACUGUACAGUGCUAUAUUCAAGUAGAUGUUCUCAUUCUCCUAUGAAGGUUUUUGCCAUACAAGUUCAGGAUUUCAUUAUGUUUAUAAAUGCAUAUGAGCCUUCAAACAAAACAAAGAAAUAACUUUUUCAGUAUUAAAUAUAGUUAAAGAAAAGUAUUUAAGAGAAGACUACAUAAAUUAGCAUUUCUAGUGAAAAUGUUAGCAUUUUCACGCUUGCCUAUUGAUACAAAUGUUUGGAGUAUUCAAGGCGAUCACUGUACAUAUGUUUUAAAACAUCGUCAUCGGGCUUUGUUUCAGAGAUUUUUCUGGCGAUAAAGUCACAGGGUCCCUGCUGGGCUGUUUGCUUGAAAUGAAACACAAACGCAAAUAGGAAGUACUGACAAAGAAAUAAAAAAGUUGAGCAACAUACAUAUACAUACUUUACUAGUCAAAGCAUUUGGAUUUUGUAUUUAACACCAAUUUGAUUACUGUAUAUGUUUAACCAAUGGCAUCA